UAUAUAAAAGUAUUGCACGGCCAUUUUUGAGUUCGGAUUGUCGGAAACGUUAAACUAACGUGGAUCAGCCGUGCUCGACUUUAAACAGUGAAGUAUUAACGGCGUGAUUACCGUCAGCUGUGCGACAACAGACAUGCGUCUUUACCAAACCACGCGUUUAAAAUACAUCUGUGCUGGAAAUAUUACAGUGUGUAGAGCUACGGAAGUUAACAAGGCAGUGGGGGUUGGUUCAAGAUGCUUGUUUGGUGUUAAGUUUUCGUGCACAGCUGUAUCUAGACCGUAUUACUUGCCGAAUGGAAAAAUAAACACCUGGCAGCAGUGUAAAUCGCUGGUUUGCACGCCAACUACCGAUUAUAGCACACACCGGAAACAUUUCAGUCGUGUAUUUUCAUCCAAACACACAUAUGAGGACGCUUUUGGUCAGGCACGGGAUAAACCUGAAAAGUUUUGGAGUGAAGCGGCACGUGGUAUCAGCUGGUUUGAACAUUGGACCCAAACUUUGGAUAACACGGAUGCAGUGUUUCCAAAAUGGUUUGUUGGAGGAAAGCUAAACGUAUGUUAUAAUGCUGUGGAUCGGCAUGUGGAGAAUGGAAGAGGUGAUCAGGCAGCUGUCAUCUAUGACAGUCCCGUUACCGGCACUAAACAGAUCAUCACAUACAGAGAAAUGCAAGAUCAGGUGUCCAGGUUGGCGGGUGUGCUGGUGAGGCAUGGUGUAAAGAUGGGGGAUCUGGUGGUGAUCUAUAUGCCCAUGGUGCCUCAGGCCAUGUUCACCAUGCUGGCAUGUGCCCGUAUUGGUGCCACCCACAGCCUCAUCUUUGGGGGAUUUGCCUCUAAAGAGCUUUCCAUCCGUAUUGACCAUGCUAAGCCCAAGUUGCUGGUGACUGCAUCAUUUGGCAUCGAGCCGGGCAGGAGAGUGGAGUACAUUCCCCUGGUGGACAAAGCUCUGGAGCUUAGCAGCCACAAACCACACAAAGUCCUCAUCUACAGCCGUCCCUGCAUGGAAAAGGUGUCCAUGCAUCCUGACCUAAGUCUGGACUGGGAGGAGGAAAUGGCUACUGCUCUCCCUCAUGAUUGUGUCCCCGUCCCCGCUCAUCACCCGCUUUAUGUCCUCUACACCUCUGGCACCACUGGCACUCCUAAGGGUGUAGUCCGAGAUACGGGCGGAUAUGCCGUGAUGUUAAACUGGACCAUGUCUAAUAUUUACGGACUGGCUCCUGGUGAGGUUUGGUGGGCUGCAUCUGACCUCGGAUGGGUGGUGGGCCACUCGUAUAUCUGCUAUGCUCCCCUUCUACACGGCAACUCCACCGUGCUUUACGAGGGUAAACCGGUGGGGACUCCGGACCCCGGGGCAUUUUUCCGUGUGAUGUCGGAGCACGGCACAACUUCCAUGUUUACAGCUCCCACUGCUAUCAGAGCCAUUCGCCAGCAAGACCCUCAGGCAGAACACAGGAAACGGUACCAGCUCAGUAGGUUGAGGAGUUUGUUUGUUGCAGGAGAGCGCUGUGAUAUAGAGACCCUUGAAUGGGCCAAGAGGAGUUUUGGAGUGCCAGUGCUGGAUCACUGGUGGCAAACUGAAAGUGGCUCGGCCAUCACUGCCUCGUGUAUCGGUCUUGGUUGCUCACUCACUCCUCCUGCUGGUACAGCAGGAAAACCCAUACCCGGAUACAAUGUGACAGUGAUUGAUGACGAAAUGCAGCCGGUGAAACCAAGGACUCUGGGUAAUAUUGUUGUAAAGCUUCCUCUUCCUCCUGGAGCUGCUCUCAGUCUCUGGCAGAAUCAGAAGCUUUUUAAGGAGCUGUACUUCACCAAGUUCCCUGGCUACUAUGACACCAUGGACGCAGGUUUUGUGGAUGAGGAGGGCUUCUUGUACAUCAUGUCACGGUCUGAUGAUGUCAUCAAUGUCGCCGGUCACAGGUUAUCCACUGGUGCCCUUGAAGAGUCUGUCCUGCAGCACCCUUCAGUAGUGGACUGUGCAGUGGUGGGACUGGAGGACUCCCUAAAGGGACACAUUCCUCUGGCAUUAUGUGUGCUCAGAAACAACUGUCAGAAGAGUGAAGAUGUGUUGGUGAAGGAGAUCGUGAGUUUGGUACGGGAAACCAUCGGGCCGGUGGCGGCUUUCAGGAAGGUGCUCUUUGUCAAAGUUCUUCCCAAAACCCGCUCAGGAAAAAUUCCACGAUCAUCUCUUGCUAACCUGGUCAACUCUAGGCCUUAUAAGAUCACUCCCACCAUUGAAGAUCCUGAGGUCUUUAAGGACAUUGAGAAGAUGGUGAGAGAAACACUUAAAAGACCUGGUAAAUAAUUCACCAUGAGAUGUAGACAAAUGCACGCAUGCAGAGCCAGGUUUCCCUCCAACAUCUGACAUUGUCAAACUGUGAAACUCAUUAUGCGUAAAGAAUCUAAUCAUGGUAUCCAAUAGGAAGUAUGGCAGUAAUGAUACUUACAAUAGAACAGAAUAAUCUCAAUGGCUUGGCUUUGUAUUAGUUGGACCAAAUAUAACUACCUGUUGACUUAAAGGAAAAAUCUUGAGAUAACCCUCUUUGGAUGAGUAUGAAAGUGUGAAUAUCACAAAAAUGUUAUAUUUUACCCCAGAAUUAAAUAUAUUAUCUAACUUUAGGGCCAUAAAGAUUUGUUCACAUUUUUAAAAAAAAAUCUCAUUACCAUUCUCAUGGUGUUCAGGUGUUUUUUUUUAAUACAAAUAUUUAAAUAAGACUUUUUUUUCCCCCCAAAAAACUAUCAUGUCAAUUAUCAUGAAAAUAAUGGUCCUGAAAGUAGGCUUAUUUUUGAUUUUCCAUUUUAAAUUUUGGGAUAAGACAUGUUUUUGGUAGGGUUCGUGAAAUUCACCCAAAUAUGUGUUUUCUUUGCAACCCAAGAACAUUCUUUAUAAAGCUGUCAACUUGAAGAAAUUUUGUAAAACAUUUUUGACAAUGAUUUUUAUAAACAAAACCUAUUAAACUGUACUUUUUUUAUUGACAA
Molecule: messenger RNA, 2973 nt
Organism: Myxocyprinus asiaticus (Chinese sucker)
Lineage: Eukaryota; Metazoa; Chordata; Actinopteri; Cypriniformes; Catostomidae
Gene: acss3
Product: acyl-CoA synthetase short chain family member 3
Exons: 16
Coding region: 134-2299 (721 amino acids)
Source: RefSeq, a predicted model, not a curated record